AUGAUUUUCAGAUACCUAACAAUGAGCACUUCAUCAGUUUCCACUCCAUCAAAUAUUUCAACUUCAUCAGUUCCAACUUCAACUAACUCAACUAAUUCUUCUGGAGUAUGGGAAGCGGCUCAAAAUUUCUUCAAAAAUGCUAAGAAAAGUGAGUUUUAGAUGUUUUUUUGAUUGAAAAUUUAAAAUUAUUGGUUUGAUAUUUUGUUGGAAAUUUUUAUUGUGAAAAAAUGUAAAAAAUGGAGUUCACAAGAUUCUUCAUAAUUUCAAUCAUCUAGAUUUUUAAAUUACAUGUAGCUAACAAAAAAUAAUUUUCAAAUUUAAUUGAAAAAAUUUCAGAAUCAUUCACAUUCCUCUCAACAUCUUCUCAACGUGUAAAACCAGCAAAAUCAUGCGAUGCUGAUUCCUUUUAUAUGUAUGGAUGUGGAUCAAUCAAUAUGCCAUGA
This is a messenger RNA of Caenorhabditis angaria, 443 nucleotides long. Lineage: Eukaryota; Metazoa; Nematoda; Chromadorea; Rhabditida; Rhabditidae. The record is from the annotation of a GenBank genome assembly.